This is a messenger RNA of Laetiporus sulphureus 93-53, 1761 nucleotides long. RefSeq lists its product as uncharacterized. The record is from RefSeq and is a predicted model, not a curated record. Lineage: Eukaryota; Fungi; Basidiomycota; Agaricomycetes; Polyporales; Laetiporaceae. The transcript is spliced from 6 exons. The coding region runs from base 1 to 1761 and encodes 586 amino acids.
AUGUCAACCACUCGAAGCCCAGCAGCUGUUGCUAUUGCAAUGCAAUGCCAAAUAGUCCUGCGCAUCCAAUACAGAGGCGAAAGAGCGCUCUACCUCAAAGAAGGAGCGAACAAUCUGAACCAAGGCGAAUUUCUACGGUUCGUCGAAGAUGAUCUACGAUGUCUUGGGUUCCCACAUCCAUGGUGCAAGCAACCGAGUCACCAAUCUGGUGACGUGAAGUGCGGCUGGCUCUCACUGGACACGCCUCAGAACGCCCAUGCGAUGAGAUUGCGGGAACGUAUACUGCAGGCUUUCUCGAACGUCGAAAAUCGCAAAUACAUCCCGCUUCUAGAGAGAAAACUGAUCGCUGACCUACGGCUGUACGACGGCAACGGGGAGCAAAUGAUUCGAGUGCCUAAAAAUCAGAUGACCAAUCCUACGGCUUCCAACAUAGGCAAGGCCUCUCCGCCUGUAAAGUCAACGCUCAAAGCUAGGAUGUCCGCAUCACCUGUUGCUCGCCCCCCUUACAGACGUGCCAGAUCUAUGUGCGCGAAAAUGAGCGUCAUUGCUGCCGCAAGAAGCGUCAAGGCAAUCGAGUCUCUGUUCGACUGCCGCUCGUCCGAAUUCAAGUUGGUGUUGCGUGAAGGUGUGUUCUUUUUCCUUUCGAAUGCUUGUGAGACUAACGGACAGUACAUACACCAGUCUGUUGAUGCUAUUACUGCUCACCACUCGCAAGAUGCAGUCAACGAGUCUCGUCGGCCUCUCCAGCCCUCGAACAAUUCCGCACGGCGAACAGAUACGGAGUCAACUCUCACAACGUUACGCUCCCCUCCAAUGCGACAUGACCCGGCCCAUGGUCCGGAACGACGCCAUAUUACCAUGACUUCAGCACACUGCGGCACCAUCUUGACAAACUCUACGCUUGUGCCAUUGCCUGCUUGGACACUCCUUCGCGAGAUAUCACCGUCACUUCCUCCUUCUGUACCGGCACGAUUGUCUGAGGCGUCGUCGUGUUUUCUGGAUGGGUCCCUGUCUCACAGUUCGUUCAGUUCUCCUUCUCCACCGGGCCCUCCUCUGCGUCGAGUGGCUACGACCAGAGACUCUGAUCAGGAAUAUCCAGCAAUCAAUGUCAUGUCAACUGAGUUGACCCUAUCAGGUCUAGCAGCAGCACCUUCUCCUGUCCGAGGCACUAGCAUUCUUGAGUCUUCCUGCGAAGAGUCUCUCCCCCUUUUUCUGCCAUCAGCGUCCACAUCAGCGUCCAGCGAUUAUUCCAAACCAUUCGCAGAUCAAUGUAACGGUCGAGACCCUUCCCCUCCUGCAGCACCCGCUACGGCCACGGCGGCACCGUCCGGCUUUUCCGAGUCCCCGGUGUCUGUAUCUGAGAACCUGCCUGCAGCCUCUGACGACGAGUCUAAAUCGCCUCAUCUCCAGGGAAACGCGCCCAUUCGCGAAUCUGCAUCUGCACACACGCUCACGCAAUCUAGCGCAGGAUCUGAGGUACGCGAGUCCGCGCCCGAUCUGCUGGACCAACUGUGGAGGGCCAACGCCGAGCUGCAAGACGAGAUAACCGCGCUCCGAACCCAGCUCGCGCAGGAGUCUGGUGCGCGGUACACCGCGGAGAUGGCGUUGCGCGUGGAGGGCGAGCGGCGCAUUCAUGCGGAAGACGCCUUGGAAGAUAUCCGGCGCGAAUGCAGGGAACCGUUCGUCGUGCCUGCGCUGAUGGACUCGUUCGUGAAACUGGCUCAACUCACUGGAAAUGUCCUUUUCGAGACUGGAUCUUGA